Molecule: messenger RNA, 4628 nt
Organism: Lynx canadensis (Canada lynx)
Lineage: Eukaryota; Metazoa; Chordata; Mammalia; Carnivora; Felidae
Gene: MUC15
Product: mucin 15, cell surface associated
Exons: 4
Coding region: 253-1257 (334 amino acids)
Source: RefSeq, a predicted model, not a curated record
GCUGAGAAGCAGGUCAGUCAGGUUCUUGGGUGCUCUAUUACACAAGCAAGAUUGGGCCAGCUCCACCAAAUUUGGUUUCUGACACCCUCCUGCCCAGUGGGACAUUGUCAUACUUCACCCCUCUGCUUUCUCUAAUCCUCGGCAGACGAAUUGCAGCCAGGACAGCUGUCUGUGAUAUUUUAGUUCCUGUUUGUAAAUACCUCCAAAACCUGAAGAUUCCCCUUAAUUACACCAGUACCAAAAAAGGCUACAAUGUUGACCUCAGCCAAAAUUCUGUUGAUUUCAAAAAUGUUUAGUUUACUACUAAUUGGAAGCCUUGGGGAAGAAGGUCUAGAAAUAAACACAACACAAAGCAUUGCAGCAGGCUUAAAAGCGAUGCAAAAUGCAUCUGUUCCUUUGGAAAGUGAUGCAAAUUUAAGCUCAGAUAAAGAAAAUAGAGAAACCUCCAAUCCCAAGACAAGUAAUUCCUCUCUUUGGGAUCCACCAAAUAAAAACCAUGGAACAACAGAGGUCUUUGGCAAUUCAUCGACAAACAACUUUUCUGGGAAUCCAAGAUCCACGCCUACGCUUCCCACAAAUCCUCCCUCGAUCCAAGGCUUUGUUUCUAAAUUGCCUCAGAACUCAUCUAUAGCAGAUGAAAAUCCUCAGCCUGUCUCAGCACCUCCCGAUGCUACAUCUGCUCCAUCUUCAGAAAAGUUCACUUGGUCUUCAGCCAGUGAUACCAUGAAAACUCCUGUCAACAGUUCCAUUUCAAUUAGCAUCCUUCCUGCAGCACCAAACACCACGUCUGUGUCCCCCAUGAUAACGGAACCGGAUGAAUGGCUCACCACAACCAGUGAUAGCUUCGUAGGGUUUACUCCUUAUCGAGAAACGACCACUCUACAGCCCACCUUAAAGUUUACCAAUAAUUCAAAACUCUUCUCAAACACAUCAGACCCCCAAGAAGAGAAUAAAAAUACAGGAGUAGUAUUUGGGGCCAUUUUAGGUGCUAUUCUGGGUGCUUCAUUACUUAGUCUUGUUGGCUACUUGCUGUGUGGAAAAAGGAAAACAGAUUCAUUUUCCCAUCGGCGACUUUAUGAUGACAGAAACGAACCAGUUCUGCGAUUAGACAAUGCACCGGAACCUUAUGAUGCGAGUUUUGGGAACUCUAGUUAUUAUAACUCAACUAUGAAUGAUUCAUCUAUGCCAGCAGGCCGAGAAAAUGCACGUGACGGCAUUCCUAUGGAUGACAUACCUCAACUUCGUACCUCGGUAUAAAACCAAGAGGAAAGGCUUCUGACGGCAAAUGAUCGCCUACAUCCUAGUCUUUUCACAAACCCAUCCUCCAAAAGCUGAAGCAAGAUCACUGUCAUGUGGCCUGUGCCAAGGAGAACCAUAAAAGCAAGAGACUAGUAGCAGAAACAUAGACGAUAAUCUGAAAGGUUUCCUUUCUUACCAUUUUUGGCUGUGCUGAAUCAUCUACUGAGUAACCUUAAUUUGUAUUUUGGUCUAUUUUAUUGUACGUAGGAAAUGUUUGUGGGAAUCAGGUGAAACUAAAGAGUUUCACCAUGACUGCCCUGCCUGAUAAUUUAAUUAACCCUAUACUCCUAAUGCCAUACAUCAAGAUUGUCACUCUCUUCAAGGAACAAUGGAAGAGUAAUUUAUUUUUAAUUUUGACUUAAAACAAGAAAGAGAGUAUACAGAGUUUCUGUGCCUGGGAAAUUAAAGUAAUAGGAGUGACAGAUUGUUCUCUAGUACAUUUAGCUUUCCUAUAUCAGCACAUCCAUGGUAAGACCCUUUUGUUGCCAAGUUGACAAUGACAUUACCUUCAACAGGGCCAUGGUUGGAAAACUGACCCUAACCAGGAAAAGAAUCACUUCUCUUCAAAGAGUGGGAAAUUCUAAACUGUUUUAUUUUAGGCCUCAAUUAAUUGGGUGCUUUAAAGACUCAAUGAGAAUCAUGGGGGGAAAAGUCAGCCAAAGCAUAUAUUUGUACAUAAUUUUUACAGUUUUAAGAUGUUAAAUAAGAGCAAGAUUUAUUAUGUAUUAGGUAUCAUUGCUUGAUCAUAUAUGGAAUAGAUUCUGUAUCUCUAAGUGUAUAAAGUAUAAGGUUAAAAAAUUGAUGAAUGGAAAUAUUACGCAAACAAAAAUUUUUGAGCAUCACUUUUACAAGCAGAAAUACAAUAAGUGUUAUUUGGAUUCAUAUGACAUCUUUCAGUCAUAUGUUUCAGUUUGUUCUUAAUUACCACCUGCUUUCGGCAGGAAAAAUACACUUCUUAGUAUAGGAAGGUUGAGGUUUUAGGGACUAGAGGAUUAGAUCAAUAGUUAAAUUCCCAAAGAAGCACUGAAUGUGUGAAGAGGGCAAACAAAGCAAGAGGUCUCACUGUUAAAUGGACAUGUGUGUGCCUGCACAUGUGUGUGUGAAGAAACACAGCAGUAGCCUCAGAAAAUGAGGACCAGGAACUAAGUAACAGAAGAACUUACUUACCCCAUAUUGCCAUAAAAAUAGCAAAGAAGACCGUUCCUCCAUUAUCAAACAAAUAUGUCACCUUAAUGGAAAACAAGGCAAAAAUAUUAGUCACAUAUUGGUUAUAAUAAUCUAGUGAUUGCCAUCUACAUUUAGAUUCUAUGAUUUUUUUUCCAAAAGGAAUCACAUUAUUUUAUGAUUUGUAAAUAUGAGAUAUGAGAUCCUUUCAUGGGUCCUGAAACUGUUUCAUAUGAUUUUCUCUUUGGGGAGAUGUAAGGGAUCAGCAUUCCCCUCCCCCCUUUUCUUCUUUCUUUCCUUUUCUUCCCUUUGGACUUCACCUUCAAUUUCUGCUGAGAAGUGGCUCUAGUACCCUGAGGAAGUAUUUGUGGGGCAUAGAUGGUCAAGGUAAAGUUAGCUUUUCAGUUGAGGCAUUACUAGCUGCACUUCCUGUCAGCAAAACGUCCAGGACUGAGGAAGUUGCAAAAUGAAGAAUUCCACCUUUGAGCCAGAACUUUCAGUGGAAAGUAUCACAGUGCUAUCCCUACUUUCUGACAUCUUUCAGAAUGUGCCAUGGGUCCAAUAGUGGCUAUGAGUUGUUGUUUUUUUUUUUUUUUAAGAAGUUUCAUAUAUCACUUAAGAUUUAGGAUACAGUCCAAGUGUUUUUGAAUCAGACAUUAUCUGAAUUUUUAUAAAGAAUAAAAAAUUGUAUCACUGAAUACAAUAUUCAUGGUUGCAAAGAUUGAUCUUAAUAAAUUGUAAAUUCAACUUACCUUUGCUUCUUUUCAUUUGCAUAAUGCCCUCACUAUACUUAUAGUGAGGGAUAUUAAAACAGUAUAGCCAAGGCAAUAUAUAUUUGACAGUCAUAUAAAUACUAUAGAAACUAUAGGGAGAAGAGGGAUACUAUCCUCACAGGAGAGAAAGGCCAAAUAAGGGCAAAAGAACAUUAUUAUAAGGGAAGUGGGAAUAGAAUGGUGUUUGUUUUGCUCACUCUACAGUCUAGAGACUGGUCAGUGGGAGCAUUAAAACAAUAUUAAUAUGUAUUUUAAUUGUAACAUCUGGAACACUCUGCAAAACAAUAUGUAAAACAGAUAAAGGUAGGGUGUGUUUUCCUGUGAUAGAACGCUACUGAAAAUAUCAUUAUACAACACAUGUGCUCCUUUCAAAGGUUUGUGGAUAGGUGCAAGAUGUCCUGGAUGGCCCUGAACUUCUAUGAUGAGGUUUGGGAGUUCUAAAAAUGUUAUGUGAGUUGGUUUUCACAAGAGUCAUCACUAUAUAUUAUGUACAGGAGAGAAAGGGGCCAUAAAGAAAUUCUCCUACAGUGCUCAUAAAAUUAUACCCAGUGGGGGAAUCCAGCGUUUCUGUUUCCAAAGGCAUCCCAUGGAGACACCUGCUGUUGCCAAGCAGCUGAACAGCUGUCUGCUUUCCUUUAUAACAGACUUAGUGCAGGAAACAGCCUCUUAGAGUGUUAGAACAGAGACUUUACACAUGGGGACUUAAAGGUCACUAAGGAAUAAUGGCUCUCUCCUGCUCCAGAAAGAGCAGUCCUUUUAGAAAAGUGGCAAAUGAAAAGCCAUGCUUAAUAAAUUGUGUGGUAUGAAUAUGAUUUGUUAUAGUUUAUGCAAUGUUUUCCCUAAAACUGUUUUUCAUUUUAUUUCUUCUAAGUUUGUUUACAAAUCUUUCAGGUACCUUUUUUUUUUUACUCCAUAAAUUAAACAUGAAUGAUUUAGAAAUACAUCCAUUAGGCACAGCAAGGUAUACAUGUAAUCCUCAUGUAAUGUCAGAUUCCAUGUAUGUAAUGGGAGAUAAAGCUAAAAUGGGAGUUAAUGGAAAACUUGAGAACUUAUCCUAAGGAGGAGUAUAAAAGUAUAAAAUCCUUGUGUGAGAGCCACUAAGAUAUUACAGGUGGGAUGCAUUAUGAUGUGGGGGGCCACAGACACAGUAAGAUCAAUUUGAUGCCUAUGGUUAUAGCUUGAGGUGCUAAGGGUUGCAUUGAGGGUGUUGAUAUAAGAGCUGUUGAAUGAAAACAGGGAACAGGGAGAAGAAAGAGUCAAGCAUAGCAUGGAUGGCUCAAGCUCAGCGGAUGAUUGGCAGGAGAAUAAAGGGGGAAAGAGGCAUUCUGCUCAAUAGGAAAGGGUCGCUUGCCCUAUAAAAGAAAAUUCCAGAUGAAAUCUCAAAAAAAAUUC